AUGUUAUUGGUCGUUUUAUCUUCUGUCCUGGUGUCUGUUUACGGGUUAUGUCAAAACGUUGACGGGCAAAGCGUGUCAUGGUGGAUACUCUUCCAGCAGAAAGAAAGACCAUACUUUCAUAAUUACAUUGAUAGUACUAACUCACAAAGAAUAAAGGAUCAUUAUCCAGAAAGAAAUGACAGUGUUUUAUCAAGAUCAGUGGCAUCAGUUAUACAUAACAAUGAGGCCGAGUAUAUUAUAUACUCCAGUGAUCUGAUAAAUGUGAAAGAUAUUGCUGCAAAAUUCAGUAUUCCAACAUAUUCCAAAUGGAUGCAUGGCAUCCUUGGCACAGUUUCAUCAUGGGAAUCUGGUUUUUGGAUAAUACACAACAACUUGUUAUUUCCUGCUUUAACAAACGGCGCCUUGGUUGUACCAGGAUCAAAGGCAUGGUAUGCAACAACUGUUGGAGAUAGCACUGCUGAUGUUUUCUAUAUAUGUUUGACUGCAGACAAUAAAGGCAAUAUGACUGAAAUGCUGAAAAGCAUCAUGGCAGGCAAUCCAUUUCUAUACAAGAAGAGACUCCAAAACUAUGAUUUCCUUCAACCUUAUUUAAAGGAAGUACGCUCAUUAAAAACAUCCUUUGGAUACGAAAUGUCAGCAGAGAUAUUUUUGAAUUGUAUGCAUACAUCCAGCAACAAUGUUUCCACAAACUGCCUAUUUACGUACGCUGUUACAACUGGUGUCGGCAUAACUAUUUUCACACGACCGAGGGGAAUGAUAAAACACAGCAGUGCUUUUUGCUAUGAUGAUCAGUCAAUUUCUUCGCUUGACUUUCUAAAGCUGGAAAAACGUUCACCGUUGCAGUCUGGUUUUUUUCAUUCAAUGUUUGCAUUAAGCGACAAAACUGAUUCAAGUGUAACUGGGAUGACUUGUUUCGGUCAAGAUAUUGCUGCAAAUGCAGAGACCAUAGCAGUUAUGAUCUGUGCUUACUUACCAACAGUAUACGUUGACGUUAUUAAGUCAACUCGAUUGACGCAAUGGUCUUGCAACAAUAAAGACACUAAAGAUAGUCAAACAGAUAUUGCAAAAAUUUACAACAAAGGCCAGACGAGACAUAGAACAGACACUUUAACAUUACCCGACAUUAAAUCCCAAAUAUCUUCUGCAAGUCCUACCGAGAAAGAUGCAAAUGAACAUAAAAGAGAGCAUAUACAUGAUGCCACCAAUGACAGUGACGAGAAAGAUGUUGCCAAGUUUUGCCAGAUGUAUGACUGUGACAAUUAUAAUAGUAAUGUUGAGUCGGAAGAUUUUAAUAUCAAUUCGUUCAAUAGCCAGCUUCUGAAAAACCAGAAAUUGACAAACAGGUAUUUAUGA
Messenger RNA from Mytilus californianus (California mussel), 1353 nucleotides. RefSeq lists its product as uncharacterized. The record is from RefSeq and is a predicted model, not a curated record. The transcript is spliced from 6 exons. The coding region runs from base 1 to 1353 and encodes 450 amino acids. NCBI's taxonomy places the organism in Eukaryota, Metazoa, Mollusca, Bivalvia, Mytilida, Mytilidae.